AUGAAAUCCAUACCAAUGUGCCGCAAUAACAACAACAGCAGCAGCAAUAACAGCAACAACAACAGUGGUUCGACCGUACCCACGGUAGCCGGCGGCCGCGUGCAACGCAAGCGCGGCGACCUGGAAGACGAGAAGAUCCAAAAGUAUUUGUCUAAGCUCAAGGAUCUGGUACCGCUCAUACCCAAGGACAAGCGGAUAUCCCGGCUGGAGGUGAUCCAUCACGUGAUCGAUUACAUAUGUGACCUGGAGGACAUGCUGGAGAACCACAGGUCGGUGAACGCGGACGCCGUCCACUCGGCCGCCGCGGCUGUCAUGCUUUCGUCCUCGGUAGCCGCUGUCCGGCAGCCACUGGGCAUCAUAUCGACGCCAAACGCGCUGGCCGCCGCCGCCGCAGCCGUCGCCGUGGCCGCACAGCCGCAAUCGUCCUCCGAAUCGACAAUGUCCCCUUCUUCUCGGACACAAGACAAGCUGUCGAGUUCGUCAGACACGAGGGCCGUUAGCUGUUAA
Messenger RNA from Macrosiphum euphorbiae (potato aphid), 507 nucleotides. Lineage: Eukaryota; Metazoa; Arthropoda; Insecta; Hemiptera; Aphididae. The record is from the annotation of a GenBank genome assembly.